GCUGCGGGAGUCGGAGGCGGGGAGGCGGGGAAAGUGUGGCCCAGGCUGCCGGAGCGGACACCUAUCAGCGGGAGACACCGGCGGCUCGGCUCCUCUUUUUUUCUACAGGGAUUUUAUUACUAUUCUCUUUAUUAUAAUUAUUUUUGCCUCCUCCACAGCGACAACUCCCGGGACUUUAACCCGCAGACGAGAGUCUUCAGAGUGGUGCGAUGGAGGAUGGGAAGCCGGUGUGGGCUCCGCACCCAGCAGACGGGUUCCAGCUGGGAACCAUCGUGGACAUCGGAGCCGACAGUCUGACCAUCGAACCUCUGAAGCAGAAGGGGAAGACAUUUUUGGCUCCGAUCAACCAAGUCUUUCCUGCCGAGGACGAUGUCAACAAACACGUGGAGGACAACUGUUCGUUGAUGUACCUGAAUGAAGCCACGUUGCUCAACAACGUCCGUGUGAGAUACAGCAAAGACAGAAUAUACACAUUUGUCGCGAACAUCCUGAUCGCGGUGAAUCCGUAUUAUGACAUCCCAAAGCUUUACUCUCCAGAGAGCAUCAAACAGUACCGGGGUCGCUCUCUGGGCACGCUGCCCCCCCACGUCUACGCCAUCGCUGACAAAGCAUACAGAGACAUGAAGGUGCUGAAGAUGAGCCAGUCCAUCAUCGUCUCAGGGGAGUCUGGAGCCGGGAAGACGGAAAAUACCAAGUUUGUGCUGAAAUACUUGACGACUUCGUAUGGAACAGGUCAGGCCAUCGACGAGAGAAUCGUGGAAGCGAACCCCCUGCUGGAGGCUUUUGGAAAUGCAAAAACCGUGCGGAAUAACAACAGCAGCCGCUUCGGGAAGUUUGUGGAAAUCCACUUUAAUGAUAAGAACAUCGUCGUGGGUGGUUUUGUUUCUCACUACCUGCUGGAAAAGUCCAGGAUCUGCCGUCAGAGUCCAGAAGAAAGAAACUACCACAUCUUCUACCGACUGUGCGCCGGAGCUCCAGAGGAAAUCAGGCAGAAGUUUUACCUCAGCUCCCCGGACACGUUCAGGUACCUGAACAGAGGAUGCACUCGCUUCUUCGCCUCCAAAGACACGGACAAACACAUCCUGCAGAAUCGCAAGAGCCCCGAGGACGACCAGCACCUGAAGUCCGGUCCUCUGAAGGACCCGCUGCUGGACGACCACGGAGACUUCAGCAGGAUCUGCGGGGCCAUGAAGAAGAUCGGACUGGACGACACCGAGAAGCUGGACCUGUUCAGGGUGGUGGCUGGAGUCCUGCACCUGGGAAACAUCAACUUUGAGGAGGCGGGGAGUACCUCAGGUGGCUGUGCCAUCAAGAACCAGUCGAGUAAAACCCUGGAGCACUGUGCCGAGCUGCUGGGCCUGGAGGAGGACGACCUGAGGGUUAGCCUCACCUCCAGGGUCAUGCUCACGACAGCAGGAGGCGCCAAAGGAACAGUCAUCAAAGUGCCGCUCAAAGUGGAGCAGGCUAACAACGCUCGUGAUGCUCUGGCCAAGGCCGUCUACAGUCGACUUUUUGACCACGUGGUGACCAGAGUUAACCAGUGUUUCCCCUUUGACUCGUCAUCCAACUUCAUCGGAGUCCUGGACAUCGCGGGGUUUGAGUACUUUGAACACAACAGCUUCGAGCAGUUCUGCAUCAACUACUGUAACGAGAAACUGCAGCAGUUCUUCAACGAGAGGAUCCUGAAAGAGGAACAAGAGCUGUACCAGAGGGAGGGGCUCGGAGUCAACGAGGUUCACUACGUGGAUAAUCAGGACUGCAUAGACCUGGUGGAGGCCAAGCUGGUCGGCAUCCUGGACAUCCUGGACGAAGAGAACCGACUCCCUCAGCCCAGCGACCAGCACUUCACCGACACCGUUCACAACAAACACAAGAACCACUUCAGACUGACGGUUCCCAGGAAGUCAAAGCUGGCCGUCCACAGGAACGUGAGGGACGACGAAGGUUUCAUCGUCAGACACUUUGCAGGAGCGGUGUGCUACGAGACGACGAAGUUCGUGGAGAAGAACAACGACGCGCUGCACCUGUCCCUGCAGACGCUGGUCAGCGAGUCCAAAGACCGCUUCGUACGCGAACUCUUUGAGAACUCCAACAACAGCAAAGACGUCAAACAGAAGGCGGGAAAACUCAGCUUCAUCAGUGUCGGCAACAAGUUCAAGACUCAGCUGAAUAUUCUCCUGGAGAAGCUGCGCAGCACGGGCUCCAGUUUCAUCCGCUGCAUUAAACCAAACCUGAAGAUGGUGAGCCACCAGUUUGAAGGAGCUCAGAUUCUGUCUCAACUGCAGUGCUCGGGAAUGGUGUCAGUGCUGGACUUGAUGCAGGGCGGCUUCCCGUCCAGAGCUCCCUUCCACGAACUCUACAACAUGUACCAGAAGUACAUGCCACCCAAACUCACCCGCCUCGACCCGCGGCUCUUCUGCAAGGCCUUAUUCAAAGCUCUGGGACUGAACGAGCAUGACUACAAGUUCGGGCUGACCAGAGUGUUUUUCCGGCCCGGGAAGUUUGCAGAGUUUGAUCAGAUCAUGAAGUCGGACCCGGAUCAUCUGGCCGAGCUGGUGAAGAAAGUCAACACGUGGCUGAUCCACAGUCGCUGGAAGAAGGUGCAGUGGUGCGCGCUGUCCGUCAUCAAACUGAAGAACAAGAUCUUGUAUCGAGCCAGCGCUUGUAUCAAGAUGCAGAAGACGGUUCGGAUGUGGCUCUGCAAGAAGAAACACAAGCCGAGGAUUGACGGCCUGGUGAAGGUUCGUCACCUGAAGAAAAGGAUGUCUGGCUUUAACGAGGUGGUGUCCGGACUGAAGGAGGGCAAACAGGAGAUGAGUCGUCAGGUUCAGGAUCUGGACGCCGCCAUCGACGCUCUGAUGGUCAAAAUCAAGAGCACCGUCAUGUCUCGCCUGGACAUCGACCACGAGCACCAGGCUCUGGUGAGUCGCUCGGAGCAGCUGCUCACGUCCAUGCAGAACAAGAAGAAGGAGGAGGAGGAGAGAGAGAGACUGAGGCGCAUCCAGGAGGAGAUGGAGAGAGAGAGACAGAGGAGGGAGGAGGACGAGCAGAGACGCAAGAAGGACGAGGACGAGAGGAGACAGAAAGCAGAGAUGGAGCUGAAGAGGAAGCACGAGGAGGAGGAGAGGAAGAGGAGGGAGGAGGAGGAGAAGAGGAUUCAGAUGGAGAUGGAGGUUCAGUUUCAGGCCGAGCGUGAAGAAGAUGCCGCUCGUCAGACGAUCCUGGAGCAGGAGCGCAGAGACAGAGAGCUGGCGCUGAGGAUCGCUCAGAGUGAGGCGGAGCUUAUUCCUGAGGAGACGCUCAACGAUGCAGGACUGCGCAGCGACGGUUCUUCAGUUCCAUCGUCUCCAGAACGAGCAGCCGGCGCUGGAGUCACUAAAUUCAAGAGCAUGACCAUGGAAGAAAUGGCGAAAGAAAUGACUGAGAUUCUGUCGCGAGGUCCGCAGGUUCAGGCGUCUAAAGCCGCCGCCGACGCCAAGAAGUACGAGCUGAGCAAGUGGAAGUACGCAGAGCUGCGAGACGCCAUCAACACUUCCUGUGACAUCGAGCUUCUGGCCGCCUGCAGGGAGGAGUUUCACCGUCGUCUCAAAGUUUAUCACGCCUGGAAAUCAAAGAACAAGAAGAGAAACACGGAGACGGAGCAGCGGGCGCCGAAAUCUGUCACCGACUACGGUUGCCCCGCCCCUGUGAAAAAAACAUCUCAGCAGCACCCGGCCCCGCCCAUCCCGGCGCGUCAGUACGAGGUGGCGAUGAAUCGUCAGCAGCGCUACUUCCGCAUCCCGUUUGUGCGUCCGGGCGAUCAAUACAAGGAUCCUCACGGCAAGAAGAAAGGCUGGUGGUACGCACACUUCGACGGACCCUGGAUCGCCCGGCAGAUGGAGCUGCACCCCGACAAACACCCCAUCCUGCUGGUGGCAGGAAAGGACGACAUGGAGAUGUGCGAGCUGAGUCUGGAGGAGACGGGACUGUCGAGGAAGAGAGGGGCGGAGAUUCUGCCGCGACAGUUCGAGGAGAUCUGGGAGCGCUGCGGCGGGAUCCAGUAUCUGCGCAGCGCCAUCGAGAGCCGCCAGGCCCGGCCCACGUACGCCACCGCCAUGCUGCAGAGCAUGUUCAAGUGACGCUGUCGCCAUGGCGGAGGAGGAGGGGCUUGAGGGACGCAUUUACCAGCUACCUAACUCAGAUGGCGCCGCAGAGCUCAGACUGUAGAGAUUUAACGCAAAACAAGUCGUCCUUUCUGUUUCUCUGUCGUCACGUUUUUUUUUUUUUUCCAUUCUCGCCCAACUUUAAGUUCCUGGAUCGGAGGGGGCGGGGCCUGUCGUAUUGCACGCACUGAUCCCUAUGCAGAUAAAAUCAUUAACGUUACAUCCGAGGAAUUGUGUUUAGUUUAACUCCGAGGCCUUAACACGUUAACAGGGUUUGACUGACGAUGAUUCUUCUUCAGUUUCUUUUUUUUGUUGUUGUUUUUUU
This is a messenger RNA of Solea senegalensis (Senegalese sole), 4467 nucleotides long. It is a transcript of the gene myo6a, whose product is annotated as myosin VIa. The record is from RefSeq and is a predicted model, not a curated record. Gene Ontology annotation, biological process: vesicle transport along actin filament; inner ear morphogenesis; inner ear auditory receptor cell differentiation. Gene Ontology annotation, molecular function: actin filament binding; microfilament motor activity; ATP binding. NCBI's taxonomy places the organism in Eukaryota, Metazoa, Chordata, Actinopteri, Pleuronectiformes, Soleidae. The transcript is spliced from 37 exons. Gene Ontology annotation, cellular component: endocytic vesicle; actin cytoskeleton; ruffle. The coding region runs from base 210 to 4118 and encodes 1302 amino acids.